AUGGCAAGCUCCGACCCGCGUAAGCGGCCGACUCGACCCGGCCCAUGGACACCCGCAACGGAGAUGGCUGCAAUGCCACCGUCUUCCUGGGCCAAGCGCACCGGAUUCCACCCCAAAUUCUCCGGAGAGGCCAAUGACAGUAACUCGGGCCAAAUUACGUCCCAACCCCCACACCCACUCCCACUCCCACCCAAGUCCAGGGAAGUUGACACGACACCUGACCUUGAAGCGGGCCGCCCGACGCUCGGUACGUCAUCCAAUGGGGAGCCCGCCAUUGGGAAGCCUCCUGCGAGUAAGGAGAAAGAGGAGAGGAAAAAGGAGCUGAAGCCGCCAGUGAAGAAGCGGAGGGACUCAAAUGGAGACAAGAAUUCCAGAGAGAAUGUGCAGCCGGCAAUGGCUCCUAUAGCUGAGGAGGGGAGCCGGAGGCCAGUGAGGAACCAGGAUGGGGAUGUACUGGAUGUGCUGCAGCGGAGGACUGUGGGAGAUGAUGAUGGGUUCGUGUCGAGGCAUACAAAUAUGAAGUAUGAGCUUAGAGAUACUCCUGGUCUCGUUCCGGUUGGUCUGUAUGGAUUUCAGCAUUACCUGUCAAUGUUGGGUUCGUUGAUACUAAUUCCGCUGGUUAUAGUUCCUGCAAUGGGUGGCACUUAUGAGGAUACAGCAAAUGUCAUUUCCACCGCGCUAUUUAUGUCGGGAGUUACAACAGUUUUGCACACAUCGUUUGGAUCGAGAUUGCCCUUGAUACAGGGCCCUUCUUUUGUUUAUCUUGCUCCAGCACUUGCUAUAAUUAACUCACCCGAAUUUUUGCAACUGAAUGGAAAUAAUUUCAAGCAUAUAAUGAAAGAGCUACAGGGAGCUGUAAUUAUUGGUUCUGUUUUUCAAGCAUUCUUGGGAUACAGUGGACUGAUGAGAAUACUGCUAAGGGUAAUUAAUCCAGUGGUUGUGUCCCCUACUAUUGCUGCUGUUGGACUUUCUUUCUACAGUUAUGGUUUCCCACGAGUUGGUGCCUGCAUUGAACUUGGUGCAAUGCAGAUAUUAUUGGUUGUUAUUUUUUCCCUUUACCUUCGCAAAGUAUCAGUAUUGGAUCAUCGUGUAUUUCUAAUUUAUGCAGUCCCACUAGGUCUUGCCAUUACAUGGGGUAUGGCCUUCCUUCUGACUGAAGCUGGAGUAUAUAACUAUAAAGGUUGUGAUGUGAAUGUGCCUGCCUCAAAUAUAAUAUCUGACCACUGCAGAAAGCAUGUUUCGAGGAUGAAAUACUGUCGAGUUGAUACUUCUGAUGCAUUGAGAUCAUCUCCAUGGUUUAGAUUUCCUUACCCUCUACAAUGGGGUAUGCCUGUCUUUCACUGGAAGAUGGCCCUUGUGAUGUGUGUGGUGUCUAUAAUUUCAUCAGUAGAUUCAGUUGGUUCGUAUCACGCGUCAUCAUUAUUGGUUGCAUCUAGACCUCCAACACCAGGCGUUGUAAGUCGAGGAAUCGGUCUUGAAGGUCUUUCUAGCCUCUUGGCUGGUCUGUGGGGUACUGGAACUGGCUCCUCAACUUUGACCGAGAAUGUACAUACGAUUGCUGUUACUAAAAUGGGAAGUCGCAGAGCAGUUGAGUUGGGCGCGUGCAUUUUAAUUAUCCUAUCCUUUAUAGGUAAAGUCGGGGGUUUUAUUGCAUCAAUACCUGAAGUCAUGGUAGCAGCUCUCUUGUGCUUUACGUGGGCAAUGCUUACAGCAUUGGGGUUGUCAAAUUUACGAUAUAGUGAGGCAGGGAGUUCAAGGAAUAUUAUAAUCAUUGGCUUGUCUUUAUUCUUUUCCCUUUCAAUACCAGCUUAUUUUCAGCAGUAUGGCAUUUCUCCAAACACAAACUUGUCCGUUCCGAGUUACUUCCAGCCAUAUAUUGUGGCUUCGCAUGGUCCUAUACGAACCAAAUUCGGAGGGCUAAAUUAUGUGCUGAAUACAUUGUUGUCCUUUAACAUGGUGAUUGCAUUCUUAGUAGCUGUUAUACUCGACAACACAGUUCCAGGCAGUCGACAGGAACGUGGUGUAUAUGUCUGGUCUGAACCUGAGGCAGCUAGAAGAGAGCCUGCUGUAUGCAAAGACUACGAAUUGCCAUACAGAGUCGGCAAAGUAUUCAAGUGGGUAAAAUGGGUCGGGAUGUAA
Messenger RNA from Fraxinus pennsylvanica, 2139 nucleotides. The record is from the annotation of a GenBank genome assembly. Lineage: Eukaryota; Viridiplantae; Streptophyta; Magnoliopsida; Lamiales; Oleaceae.